Theobroma cacao (cacao) is the source of this 3545-nucleotide messenger RNA. RefSeq names its product receptor-like protein 7. NCBI's taxonomy places the organism in Eukaryota, Viridiplantae, Streptophyta, Magnoliopsida, Malvales, Malvaceae. Gene Ontology annotation, molecular function: protein binding. The record is from RefSeq and is a predicted model, not a curated record.
UGACAUAAUUGCUUUUGUUGAAAAACACAAAAAGAGAAAAGGAAAGAAUAAUACAAAACAUAUGAGAUUAUGCAAUUGGUACAUGUUCCAUGUCAAAAACAUAUUGAGUAUUGCUUUUGGACCAGGUUGGUCGACAUAAAAGCUCUCCACGUGACCACCGUAACAUUUUCCUCGAUUUGACACAUCAUCAAUUAUGAACUUCCAAGAAACCUGAGAAAACAAAAUUAUGAACUUGGAUUUGGCACCUCUUGACUAGGCAGCUUAUAAAUACUCAUCUUUGCCUUCCCACCAUUCAUGUCAUGCCAUUAAUAUUCAAUUUCUCUUGUUAAGAAACAUGUGGUGCUUACUCAAAGCCUUUCAACUCCUCCACCUUCUUUUGUUCCUCCUGAUUUUUCAAGCCAAUCUUUCAUCUUCUUCUUCUUCUUCAAUUACACAGUUGUGCUCUCCUGAAGAAGCUGCUGCAUUGAUCCAAUUCAAGACCUCUUUUUCCAUCGAUGAAUAUUCAGCUGGGGAAUGCGAUGAAUCUUAUCCUAAGACAAAUUCAUGGAAGGAGGGUUCAGAUUGCUGCUCAUGGGAUGGGGUCACUUGUGAUAACAUCAAAGGUCAAGUUAUUGGCCUUGACUUGAGUUGCAGUCAGCUCUAUGGCAGCAUCCCCUCCAAUAGUAGUCUCUUCCAUCUUCCACACUUGCAGAAACUCAACCUAGCCUCCAACGAUUUUAACUCUUCCAAGAUGUCAUCUAAGUUUGGUCGGUUUGCAAGUCUGGUGUAUCUUAACCUGUCUUUCGCAUCCUUUGCAGGAGAAGUCCCAUCCCAAAUCUCCCACUUGUCAAAAUUGGUUUCACUUGAUCUCUCUUGGAAUUGUUAUCAACCACUUGAUAGGCAUACUCUGGAAGGACUCGUUGAGAACCUAACAGAGGAUACAACGAAAACCUUGCUCUCUAUUUUCCAAAGGUGAACCGGAGCAUCAAUCUUCAACUUUUAGAUCUAUCAGGAAUGUCCUUCUCAACAGAAUCGAUAGAUUCGAUCGGCAAUUUACAAUCUUUGAAAUAUUUGGAUUUAUGUGGGACUUCUUUUCCUGGAGGGUUGCCUAAGACUAUCAUGAAUUUAUCAUCUUUGGAGCAUUUGGAUGCAUCAGGCUCAUCUUUCUCAGGAGGAUUGCCCAACUCAAUCGGGAAUCUAGUGUCCUUGGAGUAUUUAAAUCUUCAAUUAUCCGACUUAUCAGGAUCAAUUCCGAUAUCAUUGGGAAACCUCUCGCAACUCAAUUAUUUAGAUUUGACGUCCAACUAUUUUAGUGGACAAAUUCCAUCCUCACUUACAAACCUAAGACAACUUGAAUUAUUAGACAUUUCUUAUAAUCAACUAGAAGGUUCCAUUCCUGAUGAGGUAGCUGCCUUUCCUAAUCUAAUCUCUCUAGAUUUGUCUUUUAAUUUACUCAAUGGAACACUUCCCUCAUGGUUGUAUACAGCUUCCACAUUGAAGUACAUAGCUGUCAGGAAUAACCAACUCAAUGGUGAUGUCAAGGAAUUUCAAUACAAAUCACUAGAAGAGAUCUUUUUAGAGAAUAACAAACUCACAGGUCCUAUUCCAUCUUCAAUAUUCCAAUUUGUGAACCUUACUAUUCUUGACUUAUCAUCAAAUAAUCUAAGUGGUAUUGUAGAGUUUGACAUGUUCUCGAAACUCCAAAAUCUCCAACACCUUCAUCUUUCAUAUAACAGUUUAUCCUUAAGCUCAAAUGGUACUAGUGCUAAUUAUACAUUGCCCAAUCUUCAAUCUUUACACUUGUCUUCUUGCAAUGUCAAAGAAUUUCCCCAAUUUUUAAAAGGCUCAAAAAGUUUGCAACAUUUACAUCUUUUCAACAAUAAAAUUUAUGGCAAGGUUCCCAAGUGGAUGUUGGAUAUGGGGAAGGAAUCUUUGUGGACUUUGAAUCUAUCUCACAACUCUUUUACAGAUUUUGAGCCACUCCCAUGGAAGAAAAUUCAUAUUCUUGACCUUAGUUCCAAUUUGAUUCAAGGAAAUCUUCCAAUUCCACCUUCAACAACAAGAUUCUUUUUUAUCUCAAAUAAUAGUUUGAGUGGAGAGAUUUCUUCUCUAAUAUGCAAUGUGAGUUCUCUUAGAGUUCUUGACUUGUCUCACAACAACUUGAGUGGAAUAAUUCCACAAUGUUUUGGAAAUUUGAGCAAAAGCCUCUCAGUGUUGAAAUUGGAGAUGAACAAGUUUCGUGGAAUCAUUCCUCCUACUUUUAUGAAGAAAUGUGAUCUGAGUUAUCUCAACUUACAUGGCAAUCAAUUAGAAGGGCCUUUAACACAAUCCAUCAUUAAUUGUAGAGGUUUGGAAGUGCUAGAUCUUGGUAACAACAAGAUCAAUGAUACAUUUCCUCAUUGGUUGGGAAGUCUUGCACAGCUACAAGUUCUUGUGUUGCGAUCGAACAAAUUCCAUGGUUCCAUUCAUGGAGCUAGGUCUAGUCAUUCUUUCUCCAAAAUCCAAAUUUUUGACCUCUCAAAUAAUUACUUUACUGGUCCCCUUCCUGUUAAAUAUAUAAAAAAUUUCAAGGCCAUGACAAAUCUCACAGAAGAUGAAAGUGUAAUAGGGUCAUACAUUGGCGGGCAUGGAUCUGGUGGCUAUAGCUAUUCUAUUGGAAUUAGAAUAAAAGGAGUAGAGAUUGAAUUGGUGAAAAUUUUCAUCAAGUUAAUGAUCAUUGAUCUCUCAAAUAAUGAGUUUCACGGUGAGAUUCCAGAGGUUAUUGGAGAGCUUGACUCACUCAAACAGCUUAACCUUUCUCAUAAUAACCUCAAUGGUUGUAUCCCCACAUCAAUGGGGAAUUUGACAGCACUUGAGUCACUAGAUCUCUCUUCAAACAAGCUUGUUGGGAAGAUUCCGACACAAUUGACUAGUUUGGUUUCUCUUGAAGUGUUAAACCUUUCACAAAAUCAGCUGGUUGGACCUAUACCUCUAGGAAACCAAUUCAAUACCUUUGGCAAUGAUUCCUAUGCUAAUAACUUGGGACUCUGUGGGUUUCCAUUAUCAAAGAGCUGUGACAACAUUGAGGCACCCAUUUUUCAUGAGGAAGCAGAUCCUGACUCUGGAUUUGAGUGGAAAGUGACAUUCAUGGGUUUUGGAAGUGGAUUAGUGUUGGGAAUAUCUGCAGCAUAUAUCAUGUUAACACUUGGAAGACCUAACUGGCUUGUGAGGAUGGUUGAAGAAGCAAGCUACAAAUUGAAGAGAUAUCUCAGAGGACGAAGGAAUUUGUAAAUUAGUAAGAAGCCCUCAUCGUUGCUGGUGGAUAGAAUGGCUUGUGUUCCUUUUUGUUGUUCGUUUUAUGUUCAGUUUGAUUUUCGUUUCUUGGCUGUGUUUUGUUUUGUCUUGCGCCCUGUCUUCUCUUCCAGGGGUUGUAUCAUGUUUUCAGGUUGUUUGUUACAGGGAUGCCCUGUUUUUGGUCUGUUAUGUUGCUUGGCUGUUGCUCAUAGCCAUCCAAAUGCUUGUUCUCUUCUGUUUUGUUCACCAGUGCUGAUUCCUGGUUGAUAAUGAAUUCUAUUUUUCAAAAAAAG